CGCGUGAGGACGGAUGUCUGUAGACCUAACAGAGUCCAGUGGAGCGUCAGUGUGACUGUGAAGAUGUGUGAGCGGAUGUGCUGGGUUGAAGAUGGGAAGAGUGAAUUUGUAAAGUUGCUGUCGUUGAGGCUAAAGAACACGUCUGGACUAAACGGACAGACUUAAACUUCACAAUAUGAAGACGCGAACGCGUCAUGGGAUCAUAUUGAUUGGUGUUGUGAGCGUGCUUACAAGCUUAUUGUUCCUGUACAACAGCAGUUUUACCGACACACCAGAAGAUCAGAUGCAGUCAGAUGGACAGCAGAUGGAUGUUUUACAACAGCAAACAUCCCACUUAGAAGGUUACAGGAGCAUCAUUGAUCAUAAGCCCCUUAGGAUGCAUUGCAAAAGUUGUGCCUUAGUGACCAGCUCUGGUCACAUGACCGGAAGUGGUCGAGGUGUGGAGAUUGACCGCAGGGAGUGCGUCAUCCGUAUGAACGAUGCCCCAACACGAGGCUACCAGAGGGACGUGGGCCAGCGAACCAGUCUGCGUGUGGUCGCACAUUCCAGCAUGCAACGUGUGCUACGAAACCGACACGAGCUACUCGACUCCAGCCAGAAUACCUUCUUUAUCUUCUGGGGGCCAGGAAACUACAUGCGACAAGACGGUAAAGGCCUUGUCUACAACAACCUGCGUCUGUUGAAGCAGAUGAUGCCUAAACUACAGGUGUACAUCAUCUCAGGGUUAAAGAUGCUGCAUUUUGAUGAGCUCUUUAAGAAGGAGACAGGGAAAGAUAGAAAAAGGUCCAAUUCAUGGCUCAGCACGGGUUGGUUUACCAUGGCAAUCGCUAUGGAGAUUUGUGACAGAAUUGAUGUCUAUGGCAUGAUUCCUCCUGACUUCUGCAAGUCUCCCAGCCCUGAGCCCUCAGUGCCGUAUCACUACUAUGAGCCUGCGGGGCUGGAUGAAUGCAAAAUGUAUCUCUCCCACGAGCAGGGCCGGCAUGGCAGCCACCAUCGUUUCAUUACAGAGAAGUGUGUCUUUGCCAACUGGGCACGUAUGUUCAACAUACAUUUCUAUCAACCUGACUGGAGACCAGCACUUGUUACAAAGAACAGCACAGACUCCUGAGGUUCAAACUUUGGGAUGUUACCUGACUCAGAACUCAAUGUCCUUUUGAGGACAAAUGAACAUUUUAACUGGAACACAUUAUGAAUUAAGUUUAUGAUGAUGUUCUUUCUAGUGGCUUGAAACAGCAAGAUUGGCUUUCUACAACUUUCCAAGAUAUUUACAUGGAGAGUGUCAAGCACGUAAUGUUAAAAAUUUCUUCUCUCAGUGGCAUUUAAAGAGAACCAUUUGCAAAUUGUGCAUUUUAUUUUUCAAAUUACACUUUUAUAAUAGGGCCUCAUUAGAUUUGUCUUUAGUUCAUGUAAAAAGAUGUUUAUCUCUUAAAUUAAGCUGUAAAUAUAGCUAUAUGCUAAUACUGUAAAGUUCUCAGUAGUUCUAGUCUUUACUCUAAAUCAGAGGUUCCCAGACCAUUUCAAUAAUUUAUUUGUGAAUCAAACUACACUGUUUUUUGUCCACUGCUAUGGUCUAACACACACUUGUGGCGCACCAUGUGAAACAAAUAUAUACAAGUUAUGUCCACCAACAAACUUUUUAAUUAAAUUACAGAACAAAUAUUUUUCA
This is a messenger RNA of Carassius carassius (crucian carp), 1666 nucleotides long. RefSeq names its product alpha-N-acetylgalactosaminide alpha-2,6-sialyltransferase 5-like. Gene Ontology annotation, molecular function: alpha-N-acetylgalactosaminide alpha-2,6-sialyltransferase activity. Bases 176 to 1108 code for a protein of 310 amino acids. NCBI's taxonomy places the organism in Eukaryota, Metazoa, Chordata, Actinopteri, Cypriniformes, Cyprinidae. Gene Ontology annotation, biological process: ganglioside biosynthetic process; oligosaccharide metabolic process. The record is from RefSeq and is a predicted model, not a curated record. The transcript is spliced from 5 exons.